GCCGCGGCGGGCGGGAUGGCGCUGCCGGUGCGGCGGUGGCUGCCGCUGGCGCUGGCCCUGGCGCUGGCCCUGGCGGCGGCCGCGGGGCAGUCCCCGCUGCAGCGGCGCGUGGUGCGAGACGUGCUCGAGUAUUUCCACGGGCGCAGCAACGUGCACUUCCUCUUCAAGGAGCGGGAGCUGGACGGGGUCAUCGAGCGGGAGGACCCUUCGGGGACCUUUGUGCAGCUCCGCCUGGGCCUGGCACAGACCACGUGUCGGAAGCGAGCGCCGCAGCGGCACUGCCGGGUGCUGGAGAGCCGGCGCAAGCCGACCUGCCUGGCCUGCUACAAGUUCGACACCGGCGACGUGCCCAAGGUGCUGGACAAGUACCACAACUGCGGCCCCAGCCACCACCUGGCGGCCAAGGAGAUCCGGCAGCGGGACGAGGCCGAGUGCCGGGCGGUGGAGGAGGCGGGCAGAGGGGGGGACACGCCGUACCUGCCCGGGAUGUUCGCCUUCUCCCGGGGGCUGCCGGCCUAGCCCCUCCGUGUCCCUUUCCAGGCUCCACGGCACCGAUGGACGCUGCCACCGCCUGCCCCGCUUGUCACCCCCCAGCCCCCUCCGACCCAGGAGGGUCCUGGAUGUGUCCCCCCCUCCUGCCUGUCCCCUCUUGUCCCCAAUAAACCCAGCGCUGGCUCCGC
This is a messenger RNA of Melospiza melodia melodia, 680 nucleotides long. RefSeq names its product retinoic acid receptor responder 2 (gene RARRES2). Gene Ontology annotation, biological process: inflammatory response; innate immune response; positive regulation of chemotaxis. NCBI's taxonomy places the organism in Eukaryota, Metazoa, Chordata, Aves, Passeriformes, Passerellidae. Gene Ontology annotation, molecular function: signaling receptor binding. The record is from RefSeq and is a predicted model, not a curated record. Gene Ontology annotation, cellular component: extracellular matrix.